Molecule: messenger RNA, 1634 nt
Organism: Hyalella azteca
Lineage: Eukaryota; Metazoa; Arthropoda; Malacostraca; Amphipoda; Hyalellidae
Gene: Spase22-23
Product: signal peptidase complex subunit 3
Exons: 4
Coding region: 104-646 (180 amino acids)
Biological process (GO): protein targeting to ER
Cellular component (GO): membrane; signal peptidase complex
Source: RefSeq, a predicted model, not a curated record
AAAUUUAUAGUGGAAUUCCCUAGAAACAAUUUGACGUGUAUUCACAGUCUCGCCCAUGUAUUGAAAUAGUUCAAUAAUAUCAAGAAACUAGAAAUAAACAAAAAUGUAUAGUGCUCUUAACAGGAUUAAUGCCCUCGCUGCAUUUUCGCUUAGCACUUUGACAGUAUUAACAUUCCUUUGUUAUGCCUCAACUGCAUUUAAUGAUAGUAGCCGCUCUGCUUCGAUAAGCGCUUCAAAUGUUAUUUUGAAGAAUGUACCUGACUAUGUGGUGUCAAGAGAGAAGAAUGAUCUUGGGGUACUUCGGUUUGAUCUGAAUGCUGACCUCACUCCAGUCUUCAACUGGAAUGUGAAACAACUGUUUGUAUAUCUUGUGGCUGAGUAUGUCUCUGAGAAGAACAGCAUCAAUCAGGUUGUAUUGUGGGACCACAUCAUAAGACGCCAUAUUGAUUCUCCAGUCCUGAAACUCAAGAAUGAAAACCUCAAAUACUAUUUCUGGGAUGAUGGACAUGGUUUGAUUGGCAACAAGAAUGUCACACUUCGUCUUGAAUGGAACAUCAUCCCAAAUGCUGGGCAGCUCCCUCUCUGGCCCGCCACUGGAUCUCACAAACUUUCCUUCCCUGACAAAUACGCUGCAUCUCAGCACUGAUAUGUUUAAUGCCAUGUAGUUCGUCAUCUAGAUUCAUUGCAUUGAGAUGUUGAUUGAUAUUUUGACUAUAAACAUGAUUUUGCUUUAGUAUCGUGAAGUUUUUUUCAAAUUUAUACAACUGCAGGUGAGCGUUCCACUUUUCGCUGUAGGUGAAAAAGAAUCCUAUAACUUGUUUCUAGCAAAAAAUUAAGCUCUUGUCUGCUGUUGUUGUAUUCACAUUGUAGCUUGAGGUAUGAAGCCAAACUAAAUUUUGACACUGAUAAUCAUGAGCUUCUUUCUUAUUCUGACAUCUAAUAAUCAGCUAAUAUAUUGAGUUUUUGUGAAGUAUGAAUACCAUGAUUGUGUUGGUUUCCAUUUAGGUAACUCAACGCCUGAGUUUAACCUGCCAUUAAACUGAGCAUUUGCCACUGUUGUUUGACCAACGUUUUUUUACAAUCAAUUCGAAAUUGAUAUAUUCGAUACGCCUCGACUAAUUUAAAUGAAAGUCACUCGGUAAAAUGAUGCUCCUGUAGAACUGAUGAUGAGCUUGACAUCGUCAAAUGUUUCCUCAAUUGUACGAAAUGAUCAUCUUGAGGUACCUAACGUUAUCCGUGGAUGAUGAAAGUAUUUUCUUGACAGCCCUUGUUUUGUAUUUGAUACUUCCACUUAUUUAUUGCACUGUUUUGAAUAGAUUAGCCUUCAAUUCUAUUCAGUCGUAAGCGACACUUGAGUUCAGGGUAUCUUUCUAUUCGUAAACAGUCACGUAUGUUUGGAGUGGAUGUGCGUUUUUUUCUAUAAUUACUCACCGCUGUGGUUUUGGUCUUAUUAAACCAUACAUUUUGCCACUUCUUGCACUUUCGCAUCUGAACUAGGAUUUACUUUACCGUAGGUACUAAAUUCACGUUUUAUUAUCGGAAAAUUUCUGAAGUUUUAUGAUGUUACUGUCACGUGUGCUGUGUUCAUUUCUAAAAGUUGGUUGCUUGAAGUAUGGAGUAAAAUCAAACAUCUA